Molecule: messenger RNA, 1182 nt
Organism: Macrosiphum euphorbiae (potato aphid)
Lineage: Eukaryota; Metazoa; Arthropoda; Insecta; Hemiptera; Aphididae
Source: the annotation of a GenBank genome assembly
AUGAACCAUACAGGAAUUAAUUUGAGCCAAGAAAUUAAACAAGUAUUAGUUUCUUGGAAUUUAAAAGACAAAAUUACAUUUGCGGUCUCCGACAACGCUUCCAAUAUUAAAAAUGCCCUCAAUUCAUUAUCUUUUAAAAAUAUGGGAUGCUUUGCUCAUACACUGAACUCAAUAGUACAGUCAGCACUUGUUCUUGAACGUGACCUAAUAGACAGAGUAAAAAGCAUUGUAUCACAUUUUAGGAAAAGCACUGUAGCCAAUAAUGCAUUUAAAACUUACCAAAUAAAUAACGGUGUAACAGAGCCAAAGAAGCUUAUACAAGAUGUACAAACUCGGUGGAUCUCUACCUACUACAUGAUUAAUAUAUUUGCUGAGAUGGAAACAUCAAUAAGAGGUACAUUAGGUUUAUUAGAUAAUGCUCCAGAUACUUUGAGACCUGAAAAUUGGAUAAUUUUACAAGAUUUAAUUAAAAUACUUAAACCUUUCGAAGAGGCUACUAAAGCAAUAAGUGGACAAAAAUAUAUGACAGCGUCGCUUGUAAUUGUUAUAGUCCAGGGAUUGUACAAAGUGUGCAAUAAUUUAUUAAGAAUGAAUUUGUCCGAAAGAGCAUUGCUUGUAGCUAAAAAGUUAUUAAGUAAUAUGGAUGAAAGGGAGGGUUUUAAAAAUUGUGAAAAAAGUAUGACUCUUUCUAAGUGUACAUUCUUAGAUCCCCGAUUUAAACACUUACCGUUCAUGAAUAUGAACCCAAUAAAAAAUGAAAUUAUUGAAAAUAUAGCACAAAUUAUUCGAGAUAAAGAACAACCAAGUCAAUCAGAUGUAAAUAUGCAGCCGACUCCAAUACCCGAAUCUGGAGAAUUAUCAAUUUGGAGUGAAAUUGAUAGUAAUGUGGCAAGAUUUACACCAUUGGGGACUGCAAAGUCAAGAGCAAUAGUUGAAGUUCAGCGCUACUUGGACGAUGCAGUUAUAUCCAGAAACCAAGAUCCACUUAAAUGGUGGAAAGACCAAAGCUAUAACUACCCUAACUUAAGUAUAUUGGCCAAGAAAUAUUUAUGCCAUUUAGGUACAUCAGUUCCCUGUGAAAGGAUAUUUUCAAGUGCAGGUUUAGUGCUGAAUGACCGCCGCUGUCGUCUUAAAAGCGAAAAAGUAAAUAUGUUGUUAUUUCUUCAUUAUAAUACAAAAUAA